AUGGCUAAGCGUUACGUAACUGUGGCAGGCUUGGAAGUGGCUGACGUGGUAAUCGACAAGGAGCCGGGGGGACGCCCUUCUGGGGAGGCUUUCGUACGUUUGGCCAGCAAGCAGCACGCCGAGAUGGCACUCGAGCGAAACAGAAAGAACAUGGGCACGAGAUAUGUGGAGGUGUUCCGCAGCUCGAUUGAUGAGAUGGACAAUGCGCAUUAUAACGCAACGGCUGGUCGAGGAGGCAUAUUCCCGCCACCGAAGGGUGAACCAAUACCGUUACGCGGCCUGAUGACUGCAGGUGGUGGUGGUGGUGGUGGUGGCUACAGAGAGAGAUAUGGUGGCUAUGGUGCGGGUGGUCCAAUGCGAGGACCAGUGAGUCGGGGUCGUCCAAGUCCAUACGAGUUGCCAUAUGAUCGAUAUUCACGAUAUGGUAGCAGUAGUGCUGCUGGUGGUUAUGGAGCCGGGGCGUACGGUGAUGAUCCAGAAUUCGAUGACGAACUUUCGACGAAGAGAAGUGUACUCAUGAAUCUGAUCUGUGGGUAUAUCGAAUUGUUCUCUGGAGCUAACGUCCCCCCACCACAGCGAUACGUAACGUAUCGUCGAAUUGGAGGUACAGGUGGUGCAGUAGGCGCUUCGUAUGGAGGUGGGCGGUUUGGAGGCGGAUUGGGGGCUGGAGGGGCUGGACCGUCUCCAUUAACACGGUCAUCUGGUUACACAUCAUUCGAAGGUGAAACAACUAGAUUGAGUUUGCAGUACUACAACGACGAAUAUGAGGGACGUCAGUCUGGAGGUGGCUACAGUCGUCAUUGGGGUGGAUCGUCGUCAGUUAAGGCUGCGUGGUGA
Anisakis simplex (herring worm) is the source of this 837-nucleotide messenger RNA. NCBI's taxonomy places the organism in Eukaryota, Metazoa, Nematoda, Chromadorea, Rhabditida, Anisakidae. The record is from the annotation of a GenBank genome assembly.